AUUUGGUCUGUUCUCAGUUUCAAAAAUAAUGUUGAGACACAGGAAAAGCCCCGUCAGACCCUGACCUCCGACAGAAAUGCGAGGAUACCACCUCGUGUCUCAGAUACCGCUGUUGAGCCCAACAUCUCUGUUCAACUGUGUACCUUCACAACCAGCCAUGGAGGACAUCGGCUGUGUCUGCUAUACGGGCGCCACGUGUAACACCCCCGACGGCAAGGACUUCCGAGACAAGGGUGCGCGACAUCUGCGAAGGUUGUCGUUUGUUCAGUUUUUCACCAGCAUACCAUGUAUAGUCGUUGGAAUAGCUUCAAUGGGCGUGGCUUUAACAAAUCCAAACUAUCCACAGAUAAAUGGAUACGCUCUCAUCACGGGAAUAUUAGUGCUGGUUGGAAGUAUAUCCGGCAUAAAAGCUACGAACAGUGUCGUUUUGGAAAAUGCUGAAAUUCUAGUGAAAAGACACGUUUUGGUGAACUAUGUCAUGAACAUUUUAUGCCUGACCUUCGCCUCGCUCCAGUUCGGGGCCACGGGGUGGGCAGUUGGUGAAUGUAUUUCAACCAAUCAGGACGUCGCUGCCAAAUGUGAGCCAUACACGACAGUCAGUGUCGUCCUUGGAAUCACACUUAUCUGCCUGGGAGUGAUUCUGUUCAUCACCUGCCUCAUAGGAACAAUCUUCUUCUGCGUCUUCGCUCGUUCGUUUGGAUUCGUGAAUCAGUAUGCGACCAUGCAGCGGGAAAUAGACUCAUUACGACAACGGAUAGAUGAGCGGGAAUCGAACUGUCAAAACAACGUGCUGGUCUCAACAGAGACAAGAAUUCACGAAGAAGGAGCAUAUCCAGUUUGUACGUUUGUGUAG
Messenger RNA from Haliotis rubra (blacklip abalone), 853 nucleotides. RefSeq lists its product as uncharacterized. Lineage: Eukaryota; Metazoa; Mollusca; Gastropoda; Lepetellida; Haliotidae. The coding region runs from base 77 to 853 and encodes 258 amino acids. The transcript is spliced from 6 exons. The record is from RefSeq and is a predicted model, not a curated record.